Amphimedon queenslandica is the source of this 2321-nucleotide messenger RNA. RefSeq names its product histone H3.v1-like. The transcript has 4 exons. The record is from RefSeq and is a predicted model, not a curated record. Lineage: Eukaryota; Metazoa; Porifera; Demospongiae; Haplosclerida; Niphatidae. The coding region runs from base 74 to 2224 and encodes 716 amino acids.
CUUUUCGGAAAUUAAUGAUUUUGAAAAAGAAAGUGCAUCAAAUUAAUCCUCCAAUUAAUCUACACAGUGAAAGAUGAGCUUUGAAGGAUUAGAAGCAGAACUGAGACUAUUGAAACUUGAAAAUGAGUACAAUAAAACAGCAGCAACUUUAUACUCGACUGGAUCUAAACUAAACCUCAUUUAUCAUUCAUUAUUGAAGGAGUCAUUAAAUAUAACAACAACUAUUAAUGAGGUAGAACAAGACCAAAGGAGGAGGAGACAACCAAGACAAUACAAUAGCACUACAGAACAACCCACCACCAGCAACCACGCCCUCCCUUCAUCAUCUACUGACCUCCAACAGGAAGAAACCGAGAGAGAAGGAGACAAUAAAGACUCAGAAGGUGACGAUAGUAGUGGAGGUGAUGAGAUAACUUACAACAAAAGAAGACGGAGGAAAAGAACUAAACUGGUUAUGCCUAAAGUCAAGAGAGCUGCAACUAACAAAAAACAAAAAUCUGCCGAAAACUUUGACACUCUCACUCCUCCACAAAGCACGUCUGAUACCAGGAACAAAGCAAAAAAGAGCAACAAGACAAUAAAAAGAGCUAGUGACAAGGAAAGGAGAGAGAUAGAGAAGGAUGCCUCCAUUCCGCCUAGCUGUACUCUUAGUACAUGUAGCUACUCAAGUCAUGUUUCACUUAAACCUUUCACACUCGCUAUCUCUCGUAUUUCUCAUGUACCCACUCAGGGAGGUGCCUUUAAAGAAGGCGGAGACAAGGGGGAGGCUGUCUCAUCAAAUCAGCCAAGAAGUACCACACCAGUUGUACCAAGCCCUCUUAGUAAUGGAUCAAGAUCAGACUCAGAAUGGGAGAUGAGCUCUGAGAUAUCAAUACAGAAUUACACCGAGAAUAGAAAAAGGAGCGAAACUGUAAGAAAUAGGAGUAGCGAGAAUACCAGGACAAUGACUGAAAGUACCGAAGAACCGGAACCAGAGGCUGAGGAUGCGUCCAUCAUUGGUAGAAGAAGACGAGUAGCAGAGCAGAAAGUACAAGUUAUCAUUAUUACUUCAGACGAAAGUGAAGAGGUAGAGGAGAAGAGCAAAAGUAAAAAGGAGAAAAGAACACAAAGUCGUCCUACUCUAACGAGCAAGAGGUAUAGCUCAAGACCUAAGACUCAUGUUGUAUCAUAUAGAGAAGAGAGUGAGGAGGAGAGUGAAUCCAGCAGCAGCAGGUCAUUAGUGACAGACGAAGAAGAAGUACUUGUAACAAAAAAGGCUCAAAGCAAGAGUGUGGGGAGGCCAAGAAAGCUUAAAAGACCAACCCGAGCCAUUUACGUGUAUGAGUCUGAUAGCGAAGAUGAGGAGAGAAGGAAUAGAGAAUCGGUAUCUCCCUUACAGUCUAGACGUAACAUUCCUGAAAGUGAAGAGUCUGAUAGCUUGAUACCAGAGACACCACAAAAGACAAGAAGGCUAACUAGACUGAACUUGUUAAGAUUAUCCAAUGCUAAUGCUAACCCUCCCCCUCUCCCUCUUAUAAGUGGCAAUGAUUGUACGGCUAGUCCAAUACCUCAUCUCUCACCACCUCUCCUGGUACCAUCACCUCACGACUCACCUAGCGAGCACUCCUCUCCAAUUAAAAGGGCCAGCAAGAGAGGGAGACAGAUCCAGUCGUCUCCAAUAAAGGAUCGGCACUUACUCUCUCAGAGUGAAGCCUCCUCUCCUCGUAUGGCCACUCGUAGCAGUCGUGAGGCGCUCCAAGAGAAACAGAAUAACAGUCCAAUAACUAAACGUACCACCAGAGCAUGUACUGGUAAUAAUAACGAGUCUAAUGCUGCUACCAGCUCUGUAUCUUGUACUGGGAGGGCUAACUCUCAGUCUGAUGCUACAGGAGAUACUGCUAGCAGUGUGACUGAGAAUGAGAGGAACGCCGAGGAGUCUGUGUCUUCGAGAGAGCUCCCGCCGCCUUCAAACCAUCCAAAGAAGCGAAGAAAAUUGUCAAGGCCGUUACCACUACCCCUAGUCAACCAAUCAGGUUUAUCAAUAAUGGAGAUUACAUCUUCCAGAAUAUCCACUAUGGGUCUCAGACGAAAGACUGUCCUGGACUCGCGUCAUAACUCAACCACACUGCUAUAUGAUACUUAUGAUGAGGGCCCGACGAAUACCUCUAGAGCAAGUAUUAGGGUAAACAAUUCAAAGUUUAUUGCUCCAAAACUGAAACUGUCCAAGAAAGACAAGGCAUUAUAGUAGUAUCUCUCUCUCUCUCACACACAGUUUUCUUUUUUCUUUGUUUAGACCACUUGUAGCGAAAUUGUUUCUGAUAUACAUCAAUACAUAAUGAUAA